This is a messenger RNA of Wasmannia auropunctata (little fire ant), 1317 nucleotides long. It is a transcript of the gene Rpp30, whose product is annotated as ribonuclease P protein subunit p30. The coding region runs from base 409 to 1227 and encodes 272 amino acids. The transcript has 7 exons. Gene Ontology annotation, cellular component: nucleolar ribonuclease P complex. The record is from RefSeq and is a predicted model, not a curated record. NCBI's taxonomy places the organism in Eukaryota, Metazoa, Arthropoda, Insecta, Hymenoptera, Formicidae. Gene Ontology annotation, molecular function: RNA binding. Gene Ontology annotation, biological process: tRNA processing.
CAUGGCGGAUAUAUCUUUCAGCUGUUUUGUUGAUUGUAUGCAGCGGUUUCGCGUAGUCUUCGUAAUAAUGAAAAAUUAUCAUAUUUAAUGGUUUUCAUUAGUUUCUUACGAUGCUGAGAUUAUUUGUCGCGUGCGAAGUGAUCAUUAGCAAAUAUCGAUUGCUGUAAAUAUAUUUAGAAAGACGUCUAUGUGAUGUAACAAUAGGUAGAAGUGUGCAACACGUGUUGUGUGUUCUGUGAAUACUUCUGUAAAAUAUACUCACCGGAAAAAAAUGUCUUACGUUUUAAUAUAACAAUUCCUAGUAACAUUGGCGUCGUUAUUUAUUACGAUAUCCAAUUUUCUUUUGCUCACGUUCGUUCGAGCUAUUAUUCACCAAUAGAAUUUACAAUUAUAUUGAUAGAUUCGAAAAUGGAUUCAAAUGAAGGAUUUUUUGAUUUGUGUGUAAAUGUACCGGAUGGAAGAGCCGAUAAUUUGAAUGAUGUUUUAUUGAAGUUAUAUGAAAUGGGUUAUAGAACAGUGGCAUUAAAUCAAACUAUAAAUGAGGAUGCCAUGAAUAGUGAUAAGAAAAAGAAGGGCGAGACUAAGGUAACAAGUAUAGUGCCAGAUCCAAUUGAUGUUUCAAAACUAAAUGAAAAAUGGGGAGGAAGACUGAGGAUUCUUAAUAGGCUAACCUUUAUUUGUUCAAGUUCUACAAAAGCACACACAUUGGCACAAUGUCCAAAUUUGAAAAAAUAUGAUAUAUAUGCUCUUGUUCCAACCAAGCAAGAUAUAUUGGAGUUUGCUUGUUCACAAUUAAAAGCAGAUCUCAUUACGAUAAGUCCAACAAUUUCUGGCAUAAAAAUAAAUCGAAAAGUAUAUCGGCAGGCAAUAGCAAGAGAUUUGUAUUUUGAAAUACGAUAUGUAGAUCUUUUGAGACAAGAAACACGCGUAGCAACUCUUCAUCAUUCUUAUCAACUACAAAUGUGUCGCAUAAGCAUGAAUGUAAUUAUAUCCAGUGGUGCAAACAGCAAGCAUUUAAUCAGGAGUCCUUAUGAUAUUAUAAACCUUGGAUCUGUGUUAGGCUUGAGACGAGAUAGAGCGAAAGCAGUUAUAUUAAACGAAUGUCAACUUUUUCUUUUAAAAGCAAAAAAGCGAAUAUUGGGCAAGUCGGUGUUUACGAUAGAAUUUGCAGAAAAAUCGGAAGUAGAUGAUGACGAAGAAAUGGAAAUAAAGCGGGGAAAAGAAUAAAUCUCUAAAUUAACUGCAAAAAUAAAUUUUUAUACUGUAUUUAAUAAAGAAAUUUUUAUUAUAACACUUUUUACAUGUAAAUAAAACAUG